Messenger RNA from Osmia lignaria (orchard mason bee), 2218 nucleotides. NCBI's taxonomy places the organism in Eukaryota, Metazoa, Arthropoda, Insecta, Hymenoptera, Megachilidae. The record is from RefSeq and is a predicted model, not a curated record.
UUCGGUCUUGUUACAAUAAUAAUUGUUCAGUUUUGUGCUGCUUUUGACUGAUUUAAAAUAAAAAUAGAAUCAAAGAGAAUGAAAAUUGUGUCAUUUCAGAUGUUAGUUUGAGGUGCGGUAAAAGAGUCACUGGUAAAAUAGGCACUAUUAUUAUACUGACUGAGCUCUCUGCAUGCAUCUAUAGUCAGUGACAUACUUAGUUUGAUUCAAUUUGAUUAUUAUGUCGUGUUUAUAUUAGAAAAAUUAUAUUAUUAUAUAUGUUUAUUUAUCUGAAACUACAUUUGGUACAUUACACAUUAAAUUAACAUCAAUACUGAACUCAAUAUAUGCUGUUAGGUUAAUUAAUUGAAAAAGACAUUUUCAUCAUGAAUAGAAAAGUGUCUAUUAAUACUGGUAAUACUGACUUGGAUGAUAAAAUCAAUGAGUGGUUACAGUGGAAUAAGGGUCAAAAUGCUGAACAGGAAAUUAAAGAACUUAUUCAAAAUAGCAAUAAUGAAGUUUUGUCUAAAUUAUUUCUAAAAAGACUUGAAUUUGGUACUGCUGGACUGAGAGGCCGUAUGGGUCCAGGAUAUAGUCAAAUGAAUGAUUUAGUUAUAGUUCAAACUGGUCAAGGUUUAUCAAAGUAUAUACUUGAUACUAAUGCAACUAAAACGAGUGUCAUAAUAGGAUAUGAUGGACGUUAUUAUAGUAAAAGGUUUGCAGAACUAACUGCUGCAAUUUUUGUGGCAAAGAAUGUGAAAGUAUACCUAUUUUCAAAAGUUGUGCCAACUCCAUUUAUACCUUAUGGUGUAUUAAAAUAUAAGUGUGCAGCUGGAAUAAUGAUCACAGCUUCUCACAAUCCUAAGGAUGAUAAUGGUUACAAAGUUUAUUGGGAAAAUGGUGCACAAAUAAUAUCACCACACGAUAAGAAGAUUCAAAAAUACAUACUUGAAAAUCUUGAACCAGCUGAAUCCUCUUGGGAUGUUAUGAAAGUUUACACCAGUGAUUUAUAUAUAGAUCCAUGGAAUGAUAUUAUGCAGUCUUACUUUAGUGAUCUGAAACAAAGUGUUUUGUAUCCUGAAGUAAAUAGAAAUACAAUACUAAAAUUUGUUUAUACUCCCAUGCAUGGUGUUGGAUAUGAAUAUAUGACUGCAGCUUUUAAUGCUGCAAAUUUAAAGCCAUUUAUAGUAGUUGAAGAACAAAAAUUACCAGAUCCAGAAUUUCCAACUGUCAAAUUUCCAAAUCCUGAAGAGGGGAAAAGUGCUUUAGAUCUAAGUAUACAAAUAGCUAAUAAAAAUUCCUCCUCUAUUAUUCUCGCAAAUGACCCUGAUGCAGAUAGAUUAGCUUGUGCUAUAAAAAUGAAAAAUGGUGAAUGGUACAUUUUCUCUGGAAACGAAUUGGGAGCACUGUUAGGUUGGUGGAUGUUGCAUAAAUAUCAAGUGCAACAUGUUGAUACAGAUUUUUCAAAUGUUUAUAUGUUGUCAUCAACAGUCUCAAGUAAAAUUUUGGUAUCAAUGGCUAAACAAGAAGGAUUUAAUUUUGAGGAAACUUUAACAGGUUUUAAGUGGAUGGGUAAUAGGACUGUGGAAUUGAAAAAUGCAGGUAAAGAGGUUUUAUUUGCAUAUGAGGAAGCCAUUGGUUUCAUGUGUAGUACAAAUGUCCUUGAUAAAGAUGGUAUAAGUGCUGGCAUGCAUUUAGCCGAAUUAGCGACUUAUCUUGAGACUAUGGGAUUUACUCUCCAUGAUAAGUUGAAUGAAAUAUACAUUCAAUAUGGAUACCAUAUUUCUAAGAAUUCAUAUUGGAUCUGUUAUGAACCAGAUGUAAUCAAAAAGAUAUUUGAAAGAUUACGAACAUACUCUGGGAAAUCAAAUACAUAUCCAGUAGAUAUUCUCAAGGGGAAAUAUACCAUAACGGGUGUUCGUGAUCUAACAACUGGAUAUGAUAAUACACAACCAGAAAAGAAGGCAGUUUUACCAGUUUCAAAAUCUAGUCAAAUGAUAACAUUUACAUUUAACAAUGGUUUAGUAGUAACAUUGAGAACUAGUGGUACUGAACCUAAAAUUAAGUACUACAGUGAAUUAUGUACGCGUUCAACAGAAAAGAAACAAUGAAGAAUUAUUAGGUGUAAUAUCAAGUAGGAUAUUUGAACAGUGUACGUAGAAAACUAAUUUAUGUGCCCAAAUAUGUUUGUUGCUAUUAACAAAUAUUAUUAAAUCACUCGCAGAACUAUCGUUUAAUG